Parnassius apollo (apollo) is the source of this 210-nucleotide messenger RNA. The record is from the annotation of a GenBank genome assembly. Lineage: Eukaryota; Metazoa; Arthropoda; Insecta; Lepidoptera; Papilionidae.
AUGUUUGGCAAACAAGCGAUGGCAACCCACGUGGCGGAACGGAAUCUGAUACUGGAGCGUCUCCGUGACCUGCACGAAUCCCUAGCGUCCCGGCCUCCAGAGAACGAAUUCACAGAGAAUCCAGUAGCACUAAAGACGCAGCUGAUGCCUCACCAGUUGCAUGCACUCGCCUGGCUGCGUUGGAGGGAGACGCAGUUGGUGGAAUACUAG